Messenger RNA from Drepanopeziza brunnea f. sp. 'multigermtubi' MB_m1, 2076 nucleotides. RefSeq lists its product as uncharacterized. NCBI's taxonomy places the organism in Eukaryota, Fungi, Ascomycota, Leotiomycetes, Helotiales, Drepanopezizaceae. The record is from RefSeq and is a predicted model, not a curated record.
AUGCGCCUUCUCAACACGGCAACGUUCAUCCUUUCGGACUUCACAGGGAGCGAGAUCCCUCCCUAUGCAAUCCUCUCCCAUCGAUGGGAGGGCCAUGAGAUCACCUUCCAAGAGCUCGAGGAUAUCAAGGGCUCUGACCCCGCAGCCUUUGUGAAUAGCGAGCAGGAUGUGAAUACUGCCGCCUGGUCCAAGAUCAGAGGCUGCUGCGACCAGGCUCGGGUGCAUGGCUAUACCUGGAUCUGGGUAGAUUCGUGCUGCAUCGAUAAGUCCAGCAGCGCCGAGCUUUCCGAGGCGAUCAAUUCCAUGUUCACGUGGUACGGGAAAGCCGGCGUAUGCUAUGCCUAUCUGUCGGAUGUGCGAAGCACGGAUGGCGAAAUAACGGCAGCGACAGGAGAGGAGUUUCAACGAAGCAAGUGGUUCAGCCGAGGUUGGACAUUGCAGGAACUCCUGGCUCCGAAGCAAGUCAUCUUCUGCGCGGCCGCUUGGCAACAACUAGGGAACAGACAGCAGCUCUGGCCUUUUAUUUCGAAGGCCACGGGUAUCGGUGAUCUAGGGGGUUGGAGAACGGCUAGCAUCGCUCAGAAAAUGUCCUGGGCUUCGAGAAGAGAAACUACGAGGAGUGAGGACAAAGCGUAUAGCUUGAUGGGCUUGUUCGGAGUCAAUAUGCCGCCGUUGUACGGAGAAGGGGAGAACGCAUUCAUCAGGCUUCAGCUCGAGAUCCUACGGAUUUCCGACGACGAAUCGAUUUUUGCCUGGGCCGACGACAAGGAUACUAGUGGCGGGUUGCUUGCUCGCUCGCCUACAGCAUUUCAGAACUCUGGAGACUUUAGAAGGUUGGACGUCUUCCGAUACGAGAAGGCGCCGUAUUCGAUGACGAACAAAGGGAUCCGUGUUGAGUUGCCAGUAUGCAUCCCCGAGGAGCUGCAUCUGGAUUUCAUGGAUGCCGACGACACGUUCUUGGCGUUCCUCUCCUGCAGGGCCGGGCAGAACUACUCCAUGCUGGCGAUUCUGCUGCGCCGCAUCAAGGGGAACCAGUUUACGAGAGUAUCCUCUGCCGAGAUUAUCCGUGUACCUUGGUGGAACGACAACAUGCAAGCCCGGAUAGAGAGCAGCACCAGAAUGGUACAGGUCAAGCAGGAAGACGAAUCGGAGCUGUCAUUCCGCGGGCUACCUCAGUACAAAUUCUCUGUGGCUCUGGACGUCCUCGAGUUCAAAGGGUUCCAAGUCACGAGUCGAUGGACGUCGUGGUCGGAUAGCUGCAGCAGCUGGGAUGAUGGCGAAGCCAGAGAUGAGGAGACGAUCGUGAUAGAUCGGAUGGAGGGGAAGGAUAGCGUGACCGCUGCUCUUGAGUUCACGAGUAGACAGUCAAGCCGGUUCGAAAACUACGAUUCUCACCCUGCUCUAGCGUAUGCAGAAAGCGAUAGAUUCGUCUUGGUAUUCAACAUGUACGCACGCCGGGCGCGAUUGGGCAUCCUCUUGCCUUCAGGAACCGAGACGAUGCAGGAUAUGCUGAGGAAAUGGAUGCAGCCCGGCGACUGGAUGACGAACUGCGGCCAAGUUCUCCCCACAAGAAGACUCGUCUCCGGCACCAAAGUGACGGCUCAACUUGUCAGGAAGCCGACGGAUUUAUGGCUACGCAGCUAUCAAGCCGAGGUGUCAUUCGAAGAUCCGGUCGAGCUUUACACUACCCAUAUUUCUGACACCCCGUCAGAUCUCUUGGUCGAAGCACUCCCGAAUAACGAAGUUGAAUCUACUGAGAAACGUAACUCGAUGUCGCUCGAUCCUGGCGAGAGCUAUCACCUCCGCGGCUUUCUCUUACAGAAAGAGUCUGAAGUGGCGCCGAAACGGAGAGAAUUUUGGCUGAGCCGUCCGCAGCAUCAGGUGGCUGGCAUCUCGGAAUUGGCAGACAACGAAGUCGCUUCCUUCAACUCGGAAUUUUCAGAUGCGGCAAAAAAUUACUCUAUACGGGGCUUCUUGGAACACAGGGACUAUCUUGACUUUACCCCUCACUUCGAAAAUCUCAGUAUUGGGGAUGGGCGAGUUCAGAAUGAGGAAAAAUUGAUGCAAAUUAAGUGA